Messenger RNA from Glarea lozoyensis ATCC 20868, 363 nucleotides. RefSeq lists its product as uncharacterized. NCBI's taxonomy places the organism in Eukaryota, Fungi, Ascomycota, Leotiomycetes, Helotiales, Helotiaceae. Bases 1 to 363 code for a protein of 120 amino acids. The record is from RefSeq and is a predicted model, not a curated record. The transcript is spliced from 2 exons.
AUGUCGAGCGCCACGAUGGAGGUGUUGUUGGUAGAAGCGACGCCAAUGGGCAAGAUCAUGGGCAUGAUGGGCCAAAGGUGCGGGUGGAACGGGAUGAAGGCCCAAACCCAACUUCCCGGACACAACACAACCACACUAGCAGCUGGACCGUCUCCUGCUGCUUGUGGCAUUAUUGCUUGCUCGCGCGUCUCUUCUCUUCCUCUCCGACCUCUGCACUACUACGCUCAAGAGAAAACUGCUUCACGAGACAGCAAAGACCGCCAGUCGAUCACAGCAAGAGCUCGCCGGCCAUCAGAACUAGCCCAGAUGAGCGUCUGCUUCCAAGUCCUCAUUUUCGUGGAGGAGAUGAUGAUGCCCAUUUAA